Molecule: messenger RNA, 1184 nt
Organism: Rubroshorea leprosula
Lineage: Eukaryota; Viridiplantae; Streptophyta; Magnoliopsida; Malvales; Dipterocarpaceae
Source: the annotation of a GenBank genome assembly
AGCUAGCUUCAUUGAUUGAUAUAUCAAUGGAAAAGUUCCUAGUAAAGUUUCUUUUUCUGGCCAUGGUCACCAUCUUGGUGGAAGGGCAGGGCACUAGAGUUGGAUUUUAUUCAAGCUCGUGCCCUCGAGCUGAAUCCAUUGUCUCCUUAACAGUUCAGUCUCACUAUCGGUCCAACCCCAUCAUUGCUCCUGGCUUGUUGCGGAUGCACUUCCAUGAUUGCUUUGUCGAGGGUUGCGACGCCUCUAUCCUCAUUGAGGGUUCCGACACUGAGAAGACUGCUAUUCCAAACCUUACUUUGAGAGGCUUUGAGGUUAUUGAUGAUGCCAAAAAGCAGACUGAAGCAGUGUGCCCCGGAAUCGUCUCUUGUGCUGAUAUUCUUGCCCUUGCUGCUCGCGAUGCAGUUGUUCUGACGUGUGGGGUGAGUUGGCUGGUGCCAACAGGACGUAGAGAUGGAAGGAUUUCACUGGCAUCUAACGUUAAUCUACCAAGUCCCACAGAGUCCAUUGAUGAUCAAAAGCAAAAGUUUGCUGCAUUUAGUCUCAACACACAAGACCUUGUUGCCCUUGUUGGAGGACAUACCAUAGGAACGGCAGCGUGCCAGACCUUUAGCUACAGACUGUACAAUUUCACCUCAAACGGUCCAGACCCAUCAAUUGAUCCAGCUUUCUUAUCUCAACUUCAGUCACUUUGCCCAAAAAACGGGGAUGGGACUCGGCGAGUUGAUCUUGACACGGGUAGCGCCGGUAGAUUUGACUUGUCUUUCUUCACCAACCUUAGGAACAACCGGGGGAUUUUGGAGUCUGACCAGAAGCUGUGGACUGAUGCUUCGACAAGACCCAUCGUACAACGGUUCUUGGGAGGCUCACCACCACUGCGUUUUAGCAUUGAAUUUGGAAGGUCUAUGGUGAAGAUGAGUAACAUAGGCGUCAAGACGGGCACCGACGGUGAAAUACGCAAAAUUUGCUCUGCAGUGAACUGACAUCCCAAGUGUGGAUAGGUUGGUGAGCCGGAGUUAAUGUUGGGGUAGCAGCUGGUUGCGCAUAGCUUUGUUGGGGAAUAGUCUGCACAAAAUCACACUCCGGUUCAGCUCAAAAUAAAAGAGAGAAUGACAAAAUAAGUGGACUCACAUCCCCUUUUUCUCUUAAGCUGAGACAUUCAUUCCGAACAAAACUGAAAUUAGAUA